Lipotes vexillifer (Yangtze River dolphin) is the source of this 4258-nucleotide messenger RNA. RefSeq names its product ATPase 13A4 (gene ATP13A4). Lineage: Eukaryota; Metazoa; Chordata; Mammalia; Artiodactyla; Lipotidae. Gene Ontology annotation, molecular function: ATP hydrolysis activity; P-type ion transporter activity; polyamine transmembrane transporter activity. The transcript is spliced from 30 exons. Bases 99 to 3692 code for a protein of 1197 amino acids. Gene Ontology annotation, cellular component: late endosome membrane; endoplasmic reticulum membrane. The record is from RefSeq and is a predicted model, not a curated record. Gene Ontology annotation, biological process: intracellular calcium ion homeostasis; polyamine transmembrane transport.
UCUCUCAGUCAGCUGGUGAGCGGCGGUGGCUGGGCAAGUUCAACUCGUCCUGGACGCAUCUGCUCCAGAAGGUCAGGGAGGAGUGGAAUCACUUUUCCAUGGGGGACCACUUUGAGAAGGGCCAGCAAGCUUUGCUCAAUGAAGGAGAAGAGAAUGAGAUGGAGAUAUUUGGCUACCGGACUCAGAGCUGCCGGAAAACCCUCUGCCUUGCUGGAUCUAUCUUCUCCUUUGGGAUCCUCCCCUUGGUGUUUUACUGGAGACCCGCUUGGCACGUGUGGGCAAAUUGCAUCCCGUGUUCCUUGCAAGAAGCAGACGUCGUGUUGCUGAGGACAACAGAUGAAUUCCGCACUUACUCUUGGAAAAAGGUAGUGUGGAUCUGCCUGUCAGCAUUGAACAGUGCAUUUCGGCUCAUUCCUGAUCACCCUCUCAUCACAGAUGAGGAAUAUAUCAUAAAUAGAGCCAUAAGAAAGCCAGACCUAAAGGUGAGAUGCAUAAAAGUGCAGAAAAUAAGAUAUGUUUGGAACAACUUGGAAGGACAGUUCCAGAAAAUUGGCUCUUUGGAAGACUGGCUCAGUUCUGCCAAGAUACAUGUAAAGUUUGGAUCAGGCCUAACAACAGAAGAACAAGAGAUUAGGAGGUUAAUAUGUGGGCCAAAUACUAUCGAUGUUGAAAUCACACCCAUCUGGAAACUGCUCAUCAAGGAGGUUUUAAAUCCAUUUUACAUAUUUCAGCUCUUCAGUGUCUGUCUGUGGUUUAGCGAAGACUAUAAGGAGUAUGCUUUUGCUAUCAUAAUCAUGUCAUUCAUUUCCAUCGCUUUGACCGUAUAUGAUCUCAGAGAGCAAUCUGUAAAGCUCCACCAUUUAGUUGAAUCACAUAAUAGCAUUACAGUCUCUGUAUGUGAGAAAAAGGCUGGAGUCCAGGAGCUGGAAUCACGCUUCCUGGUACCUGGAGAUCUAUUAAUUUUGACGGGGAACAAAGUGCAAAUGCCGUGUGAUGCCAUUCUGAUAGAUGGAAGCUGUGUGGUAGAUGAAGGCAUGCUGACAGGAGAAAGUAUUCCGGUCACUAAAACUCCAUUACCUAAGAUGGAUAGCUCUGUGCCCUGGAAAACACAGAGUGAAGCGGAUUACAAACGGCAUGUCCUCUUCUGUGGAACAGAGGUUAUCCAGGCCAGGGGGGCUUGCUCUGGCACCGUGAAAGCAGUAGUACUGCAGACAGGAUUCAACACUGCAAAGGGGGACCUCGUGAGAUCUAUUCUCUACCCCAAGCCGAUGAAUUUUAAGCUCUACAGGGAUGCCAUCAGGUUCCUCCUGUGCCUCGUAGGGACAGCCACCAUCGGGAUGAUCUAUACUUUGUGCGUCUAUGUGCUCAGUGGGGAACCUCCGGAGGAGGUGGUGAAGAAAGCCCUUGAUGUCAUCACAAUUGCGGUUCCUCCCGCUCUACCUGCUGCCCUGACCACAGGCAUUAUCUAUGCCCAGCGGAGGCUGAAAAAGAGAGGCAUCUUUUGUAUUAGCCCCCAGAGGAUUAAUGUAUGUGGACAAUUAAACCUUGUCUGCUUUGACAAGACAGGUACCUUAACAAGGGAUGGCUUGGAUCUCUGGGGAGUCGUGCCCUGUGAUAGGAGUGGCUUCCAGGAAGUCCACAGCUUUGCCUCAGGCAAGGCUUUGCCAUGGGGCCCACUGUAUGCAGCCAUGGCCAGCUGCCAUUCUCUGAUCCUCCUGGAUGGGACCAUCCAUGGAGACCCACUGGACCUCAAAAUGUUUGAAGCUACUACCUGGGAAAUGGUGGUUUCCGGGCAUGAUUUCCACAUCAAGGGAGCACCGGCAUGUGCCAUGGUUGUUAAGCCCUGCAAAACAGCCAGCCAGGUCCCAGUGGAAGGAAUUGCAAUCCUGCAUCAGUUCCCAUUCUCGUCAGCGCUGCAGAGGAUGACAGUCAUUGUCCAAGAGAUGGGGGGUGACUGGCUGGCGUUCAUGAAAGGUGCACCGGAGAGGGUGGCCAGCUUUUGCCAACCUGAGACAGUACCAACUAGUUUUGUUAGUGAACUUCAGAUGUACACGACACAGGGCUUCCGGGUCAUAGGACUGGCCUACAAAAAGCUGGAAAUGGACCAUCAUACCACUGCCUUGAUGAGGGACCAGGUAGAAUCAGACCUGAUAUUUCUGGGAUUGCUGAUCUUGGAGAAUCGACUGAAGGAAGAGACAAAACCUGCCCUGGAAGAGCUCAUCUCAGCCCAGAUAAGGACUGUAAUGAUCACAGGUGACAAUCUUCAGACUGCAAUAACAGUGGCCAGAAAGUCUGGAAUGGUUUCUGAAAGCCAGAAAGUCAUUCUCAUUGAAGCAAAUGAAACUACUGAGUCCUCAUCAGCAUCUAUAUCUUGGCAAUUAGUCGAAGAGAAGAAACAUAUUGCUUAUAGGAAUCAGGACAGUUACAUUAACAUCAGGAAAGAAGUCUAUGAUACCAGCAGAGAAGGAAGUUACCAUUUUGCCCUAAGUGGAAAAUCCUUCCAGGUUAUAAGUCAACAUUUCAGCAGCCUACUGCCAAAGAUAUUGAUCAAUGGGACCAUCUUUGCAAGAAUGUCUCCAGGGCAGAAAUCCAGUCUGGUGGAAGAAUUUCAGAAACUAGAUUACUUUGUAGGUAUGUGUGGUGACGGAGCCAAUGACUGUGGGGCUUUGAAAAUGGCUCACGUGGGCAUCUCUUUAUCAGAGCAGGAGGCAUCUGUGGCCUCACCUUUCACUUCCAAAACUCCAAACAUUGAAUGUGUACCUCACCUUAUCAAGGAAGGACGUGCAGCUCUCGUUACCUCAUUUUGCAUGUUUAAGUACAUGGCUCUGUACAGCAUGAUUCAGUAUGUUGGUGUUCUGCUGCUCUACUGGGAGACAAACAGCCUUUCAAAUUACCAGUUUCUGUUCCAGGAUCUGGCCAUUACAACUCUUAUUGGUGUAACAAUGAAUUUGAAUGGUGCCUAUCCCAAGCUGGUGCCUUUCAGACCUGCAGGACGGCUGAUCUCCCCGCCUCUGCUGCUCUCUGUGAUUCUCAACAUUCUUCUCAGCCUGGCCAUGCACAUUGUGGGCUUCAUUCUGGUUCAGAGGCAGCCUUGGUAUUCCAUGGGGAUGCACAGUACCUGCACAGUGCAAAAUGAAACCACCUCAAAGUUAACCAUUUCUCCAACUGCUCCAGAUAAGAUCGGAAGUAAUGGUGUCUUCACAAGUUUUGAGAACACUACUAUAUGGUUCUUGGGAACAAUCAACUGUAUCAUUGUGGCUCUUGUCUUCUCUAAAGGAAAACCAUUUAGGCAGCCCACAUACACAAACUAUAUAUUUGUCCUUGUGCUGGUCAUACAGCUGAGUGUGUGUCUAUUCAUUCUAUUUGCCGAUAUUCCAGAAUUAUAUAGGCGUCUGGAUCUGCUCUGCACUCCUGUCCUGUGGAGGGUCUACAUUGUCAUUAUGCUCGGCUCCAAUUUCAUUGUGUCCCUGGUCGUGGAGGAGGCCAUCAUUGAAAAUAGAGCCCUGUGGAUGAUAAUCAAAAGGUGUUUUGGCUAUCAAUCAAAAAGCCAGUAUCGGAUAUGGCAGAGGGCCUUGGCAAAUGACCCCAGUUGGCCCCCCAUAAACCAGACCUCCUACUCUGACAUGCCGGCGUGUGGCAGGGGAGUAUCUUAUAGCAACCCGGUGUUUGAGAGCAACGAGGAGCAACUUUGAAGGCAAUGUGGUAUCCAAGUUUAUAUAACAUAGUAACGAUGACAAAAGGGACCAGUUUCAGUGAUUUGUUUUUAAGCAGCGAGACUCUUACAAUAUCAGCUAGAGUUUUUGGACUCAAAAUCCUGCCCAAUCGUGGUGACAAAUUAAAGUCUUUUUGAUAAAAUACUUUCUACAGAGCAGAACACUGCCCUAGGAGAGUGUUUUUCUCUUGGCUUCUGAAAGUACUAGAGGUGUUCAGUGAUUCCAGAAUGGUCCAGGGAUGGCAAUGGGCCAAGAGAUUGGGAGGCGAAAGGAAGAGAGUGCGUAGUCUUUCUUCUUACAUAAUAUAUUUUUUAAAUGAGUUGAGGGAAAGGAGCAUAGAAUUGUAAACAUGUUAAAGAUCAUUUUUAAAUUCUUAUUUCAUUGAUGGAAAAACAAAUGCAUGAGAACCAUCACACCACUCUUCACUGUCUGGUUUCCUUUCCUUUGUGGUACUUUUCAGAUUUGAGAUGUUUCCUUCCAUUUCUGGCCUUCCCCUAAGUAUUAGUAAGGAUAGGCUGAGCCGAUGCUGCAAUAACAAACAACUC